Messenger RNA from Nematolebias whitei (Rio pearlfish), 858 nucleotides. RefSeq lists its product as uncharacterized. Lineage: Eukaryota; Metazoa; Chordata; Actinopteri; Cyprinodontiformes; Rivulidae. The record is from RefSeq and is a predicted model, not a curated record. The transcript has 8 exons. Bases 1 to 858 code for a protein of 285 amino acids.
AUGGAACAGAUACCUGGGAACAAGAGCACGUCUGGUCCAGACGAGGAGAAAAUUCUGACGAGCGGUCCAGAUGGAGCGCUGCCUUCAGACGGCAUGCAGGCCUCGUCCCAGGAUGACCCACUGGUCACAGAGUCUGUCAUGGUGAGUGACAGCGCUGCAGACGAGGAGGAUCUGAUGUUGUGCUUCUCUGAUCCCUCACAGGUCGUGGAUCAACUGCCCAAGCUGAUGGAGCAGAUCCUGUUUCUGACGGAAAACUCCUCUCACGUGGAUAAAACGCUGGAUCAGAUCACCGAGCUGGCCAUACGUGAAAUGGAAAAGGAAAAGGAGGAACUGAUUCUGCAAGAAAAGUUAUUGAGGGACAGAAAUGCGAAAGAGAAAAAGAGAGGUGCCAUGUUCAAAAACAGUGUUCUCGUCUUUAACUCCUUAGAAACAAAUGAAAUGGACAAUCUAUUGGCCGAUUACGGUCAGAAGGUGACAGAGGUGAAUUCCUGCUGCGUGGAGGGAGACUCGUCCCACCUCAGCCCCUUGGAGAAGAUGUGUGACAUUGAGCACCACCUGUCCAUGAUAAUACAGGAACUUGAUGAAAUGCCUAAAUAUCUUUUCCAGCAAUUGAAGCAACUCCUGAACAUCUUGAAGAACAUCAGUCUGCAAAAGAAAAUACUCCAGCAGGAGAAGGAGAAAGAGGCAGAGAGAAAGGAAAAGUGCAUGAAACGAGCAAUGGGAGAGAGCAAGAAAACACUUGGAAAAAAGCUUGGUCCAAGAACCAUGGUCAGGAAGCAAACCAAGGAGAUCCCUAAACCCAACGAACCUGAAGAGAAAGACCCACUUGCUGAUCUCCUCACUGACGACUUCAACUAA